Suillus clintonianus is the source of this 2697-nucleotide messenger RNA. Its product is annotated as CHAT domain-containing protein. Bases 1 to 2697 code for a protein of 898 amino acids. Gene Ontology annotation, molecular function: protein binding. The transcript has 3 exons. Lineage: Eukaryota; Fungi; Basidiomycota; Agaricomycetes; Boletales; Suillaceae. The record is from RefSeq and is a predicted model, not a curated record.
AUGACACGCAAGGGGGUCUCUCACCUGAACAAUGCUGUAAAACACUUUCAGUUGAUUCUGGCCUGCUGUCCGGUCGGCCAUCCUGACCACGCAGCAGCUCUCACCAACCUUGCGUGGGCCCGCCUUGAAGGUUAUAUUCGACAGCACCACCAACACAUCAACAACGUUUCUUCCCUCUUCCGCGAAGCCCUUGCAUUGCGUCCGCAGGGCCACCCCGAUCACGCAUUAUCUCUCUAUUCGUCUAAUGAAGGCAUCCACCUUCGACGAAACGUGCUCGAACUCUGUCCUCCGGGCCAUCAAUACCGUCCCGGCGCCCUCGACAACCUUGCACGUGCCGUUUGGGUACGCUUUGACCAGCAUGGCAGCAUUGAUGAUCUAGAAGAGAGCAUACAACUUCGUCGUGAAGCUGUCUCUCUGUGCCCUGAGGAACAUUCCAGCCGUGGUACUUACCUGAACAACUUGGCAUUCUCACUCAAGUCCCGCUUUGAUCACCAAGACAAAUUUCAUGACCUCGAUGAGGCCAUCACUUUGUACGAAGAAGCACUGCGCCUGUGCCCUGUUGGGCCCGAAUCUCGUGAUCUCUCAUUGAGCAACCUAGGGGGCGCCCUUCUCAUCCGUUUCAACAAACGCGGUGACAUUGAUGACAUCACCCGAGCUAUCAGCCUCCAUCGCGAGGCAUUGAUGUUGCGCCCAUCUGGGAAUUCAAGUCGUUACACCACGCUCAACAACCUUGCCGUCACGCUUAAAACCAGAUUUGAAAAUUCACAUGUCAGCGAGGAAUCUGCCGAGGAUCUUAACGAAGCCAUUGAUCUGUAUCGUGAAUCCCUUCGGCUACAGGGGCAUGAUCAUCCCGACCUCCAUAAAACUCUUUUCAAUUUGAGCUCGGCGCUCUGCACUCGUUUCACGCGAACUCGGAGGAAUGAAGAUGUCAAGGAGGCGAUUGAUCUCUGUGAAGAAUCAUUGUUGGCAUUGCCUUCAUUGCACCCGUAUAGAUACUUCAGCUAUAUGCGGCUGCAGGAGGCCUAUUUGUCUUGUUACCGAGUGCACAACAACCCUGUCGACUUACUGGCGUCAGGACACCCUACUUAUGGCUUCCCACAUCGCAUUGUGACAGCCCGGAACUGGGUCACCGCAGCAGAGGAGCACAGUCAUACAUCUGCGCUGGAGGCCUACAACACAUGUUUUGACCUUCUUGACAGUCAUCUAGCAACACGAUCAUCGACAAUUUCACGGCGCGAAGCUGCCGCUGCCUUCCGUAACACCAGAUCGCUGCCUGUUGAUGCAGCAUCGUGUGCCAUCUGCCUUGACAAUUUACGACGCGCAAUCGAACUCGUGGAGCGGGGUCGUGGCCAACAGUGGUCAUUGACCUCUCGCCUGAGGAGUCCACUCGAAGACCUCGAGUCCACAAAUCCAAUCUUAGCUCACAAGUUCUCGGAGCUGAGCAAGCGUCUGUCUGACGCUCAAGGUUCCGCAGCAAGCACAGACCGAGCUGCAGCGGAUCGUGCAGCUAUCAAGUACAGGAAACUGACGAAGCAGUGGGACGCUGCGGUAGCUCAAAUCCGUGAUCUUCCAGCUUUCUCGCGAUUCCUGCUCCCGCCAUCGUAUGCAGAAUUGCAAGUGGCAGCGUGCCAUGGCCCAGUCAUCAUCCUCAUCGCGAGCGAAUGCUCAUGCAGUGCCAUCAUUGUCCCGACGUCAGGGGAACCCCGCCACGUUCCCUUCCCACGCAUCACUCUCGCAGAUCUGGAGCAGCUCAAGGACGAUUUUGCUAUGGCAAUCCGGCACACGGUUUGUAUGCACCCAAGGGAGCCGAGGGAGAAGUUGCGAAGACGCUUGCGAGUACUAUGGGACGAUAUCAUGCUGCCCAUUGUAAAUGUCCUCCAGGAUGACCUGAAAUUGCAGCGUCAGUCUCGAAUAUGGCUUUGUCCGACGGCAGCCUUCACGUCCAUUCCUCUCCAUGCAGCUAACCCCUUUCGGUCCAAGGCAGACCGCUCAGGGCCAGAGGAAUGCCUGGAGGAUAUAUUCGUUUGUUCUUACACGCCAACGCUUUCGGCUCUGAUCAGGUCUCGACAGAAGAUGGAGACUUGCGUCACUCAGACCUUCACAGCGAUCGGACAAGGUGAACCUGGCGCAGGGCAAGGCGAGGUGCUCCCUGCUGUCAACAGCGAACUUAAGCUUGUCCAAAAACUCAUUCCUCCCAACGUCAAGUUCACUAAUCUUUCGAAAGACGACGCCACUCAAGCAAGUGCACUCGAUGCUUUGCGACAUAACACCUGGGUGCACCUCGCUUGUCACGGGAAGCAAGACCUUGAGCAGCCUUAUAAUUCAAGUUUCGCCAUGAGAGACACACCCCUUACGCUACUCGACAUCAUGGAGAACAAUUCUCCGCAAGCCGAAUUCGCGUUCUUGUCGGCGUGUCAUACCGCCGUCGGCGAUGAGGAGACGCCUGACGAAGCCGUCCACCUCGCAGCUGGACUCCAGUUUUCUGGUUUCAAGAGCGUUGUAGGCACGCUGUGGGGGGUCAAUGAUGCUCUUGCAAAACACUUUGUGAAAGCUUUCUACGAGAAGAUGUUCGAGGAUUUGGAGGAUGGUGUCAUGGACUGCACGAAGGCGGCGCAUGCAGUCAACUAUGCUAGAGACUCCGUGAAGACGAAGGUGCCGCUCGAGCAGAGAAUCGUCUUUGUUCACAUCGGUGUGUAG